Molecule: messenger RNA, 5855 nt
Organism: Mizuhopecten yessoensis (Yesso scallop)
Lineage: Eukaryota; Metazoa; Mollusca; Bivalvia; Pectinida; Pectinidae
Product: vesicular glutamate transporter 1-like
Exons: 13
Coding region: 833-2728 (631 amino acids)
Biological process (GO): synaptic transmission, glutamatergic; transmembrane transport; regulation of synapse structure or activity
Cellular component (GO): excitatory synapse; synaptic vesicle membrane
Molecular function (GO): neurotransmitter transmembrane transporter activity; L-glutamate transmembrane transporter activity
Source: RefSeq, a predicted model, not a curated record
UAAUUUUCGAUGACUUCUCGUCUUUUUGUCGAGCCGGAGCCUCCGCUGACGAAUGGUAGGGGUAGGGUGUUAGUCUGGGUUGGUCCUCUCCUGCCUUUGGUUGGUGCUCGCCAGAUACAGUCUACCUUGUUCUGAUAACAAAAUCGAUGUAUCUGUUUGGCAGCUCGCGACUGUUAGUACCGUGGAAUACUAUCUUUCAUUUAGAUGUGCAAUGUAGUGUACAGUAUUGUUUGCAUCGUUUCAGGCCAAUGAUCCACGGUUCUUACUCUCAGCACCAGUAAUCCUUUACAACAACUAGUUGAUGUAAGUUCCGCAACACGGGCAUGCACCAAUCUCGACUUCGUACCGCUACACUGGAACUUAAAUUUUGGACUUUUAAAACUAUAUUCUACUUUUAUCCUGAUUCCAGGAUCCUCCCUACCAACCUCUAAGUGUCGAGGUCUGUAGAGCUGGAAUAUAUUAUGCCAACAUCUCACGGGACGUCCAUAUUUGUCUAGUUGGUCUGAUCGGAUGCUGCUAUUCAUAGAAAUUUACACAAACCCGGGAGUAUGUGGAUAGAGAGGAAAGUUUGUUCUUAAGAGGAAUGCACGUGCUUAUUGCUUUUAUUUGAUAUGGCUGCAUAGCAUGCACCAUUAAUUUGAUAGUGAUCAACGAAAAGAAAGUACUAUUCUGUUGGAUCAUCGUUGGUUAUAUGAAUUGCAGUGAGGUAUUAUAUAAGUGUCGAUCAGGCCUAUGUGGAUCAGCAUUAACAUAAUAUAUCUGUAGGUUUAUAGUUUGUGAUCUGUUAAUCUCCGGUGACCCCGCCCCCCGGGAUUUAACCUCUAACCUCGGAAUGGGAUCCCUCGCUAAGGAAGUUCUCCGCCUGAGAGACCUAAAGAUUUUAAAGAAAGGUGAGGAUGAAAAGGGAUUCGCAAAGUAUGAUGAAUUGGACGAGGUUUACUCGGAGGAGGAAGAAGGGAAAUACACCGGAAGUAGAUUUAAUUUCAACAUCCGGUGUAAUUGCUGUAAGAACUGUUCAUGUGGACAGCGAUAUGUGAUAGCGUUUCUUAGUAGUAUUGGAUUUAUCAUAUCUUUUGGAAUAAGAUGCAACAUGGGCGUGGCUAUAGUGACGAUGACGAAAAACGGGUCAACGGAAGACAAUCACCUUGUACAGAGGAAACAGCAGGAACAGCUCGAACUCCUGGGGAACAACACCAAUGCAACACUACCACCCCAGCUUCCUGAGUUUAACUGGACGCCGGAGACGAUCGGCGUGGUAGACAGCUCAUUUUUCUGGGGAUAUAUUGUAACGCAGAUUCCUGGUGGCUAUCUCGCAUCUAGAGUUCCUGCGACCAGUACUGGAAACUGUUUUAAAAGUCCAAGUCCUAUAAGGAUAUUUGGAUUGGCCAUUGGUGUUUCCGCAUUUCUCAAUCUCCUGUUGCCUGGGGCUGCUCAGGUGCACUAUGGACUGGUCAUGGCGGUCAGGAUCCUUCAGGGACUCGUCGAGGGUGUCACUUACCCAGCCUGUCACGGUAUAUGGAGACACUGGGCUCCGCCAUUCGAGAGGUCGAAGCUUGCUACCAUAUCAUUCUGCGGUUCGUACGCCGGGGCGGUGCUGGGAAUGCCACUCUCCGGAAUACUCACUAAACAAUUCGGGUGGCAGGCGGGUUUCUAUGUUUUUGGUGUCCUUGGGAUCGUUUGGUCUAUUAUAUGGUGGUUUUUCUCUUUCGAAAGACCAUCUAACAGUCCUUAUAUCUCAAAUGAAGAAAAGAUAUAUAUAGAAACGUCGAUAGGUGAAUCGACAUCAUGUAAGGAUAUGAACACACCAUGGUUCAGCUUCUUCACCUCCAUGCCUGUGUACGCCAUUAUAGUAGCCAACUUCUGUCGUAGCUGGACAUUCUAUCUCCUCAUCAUUAGUCAGCCAAUGUAUUUUAAUGAAGUUUUUAAGUUUGAUGUCACAAAGAGCGGGUUGAUAUCUGCGUUACCCCAUUUAGUGAUGGCUAUCAUUGUUCCGUUCGGUGGCCAACUUGCUGACUUCCUUCGGCGGCGGGGCAUUCUCUCUACCACCGUGGUCCGCAAAAUCUUCAAUUGUGGAGGGUUUGGGUUGGAGGCGUGCUUCCUUCUUGGAGUUGGCAUUACAAGGAACACCACCACCGCCAUGGUAUGUCUCACGCUUGCUGUCGGCUCUAGCGGAUUCGCUAUAUCUGGGUUUAACGUGAACCACCUUGAUAUCGCCCCGCGCUACGCCAGUAUCUUGAUGGGAUUGUCCAAUGGUGUGGGUACACUGGCAGGCAUGCUGUGUCCAAUCUUCACGGAACUGCUGACCAAAGGAGCAACUGCAGAUGAAUGGGAGAUCGUCUUCAUCAUUGCCAGUGUCGUUCAUUUCCUUGGUAUAACGUUCUACGGAAUCUUUGCGUCCGGAGAGAAACAGCCCUGGGCAGACCCUCCUUCAGAGGAUAUGUGGAAACCCGAGGACACUUUGAAGUCAGACGGCUCAGGGAAAAUGUUUUCUUAUGGUGCUUUUGAGGACGACUCAGGAAACAAGGACGGUACGGUUGGGGGGCCCACUAUGAACGGGAAGGCUGGAGUGACUAACGGCCAGAUUCCAUAUGAUUACGGAGAGGGAUAUGAGGGACCUUAUAAUGCGCACGCUAAAUAUUCGUUUGAUGGCCCAAUGUACCAGACAAAGGAAGAACUCGUACAAGUGCAAGCCAAGGACAAAUAUCUGACGGACGAGAGAGAUUUAUGAAAAUUUCCCUCAUAGUUAGAUCUUAUCAUUUGUUGUACAGCUACAAUAAAAAGGCGAAAGAUUCAAGGACAUUUAUAGUAAAUAUAGCACAUAUAUAUCAACCGUAGAAUUAAAUUAUUUCAUUAUUUCAGAAGCAUAAUAAAUCAUCUCCCACUGUAGUUAUUAGAAUGGUUUGAAAAUAUGUUAUAAGGUCCAUUUAUAAACUACAUGUGUUAUCAGCUUACUAUUGGAAAUACAACACAUCAAUAAGGUAAACCAGAUAAAAUGGUUCUUUCUCACAAUGAUUCCUUAUAUGUAUAAUGGUAUUUUAAGAAAUUGCAAAUGAUUUUAGUCAAACAGACACAUAUAUUUUUCGAAAGGCAUAUGACAAAACACACAAUUGCUAAAUGUACUUAAGUUGAUAAUCAACAUAAAUCUAAAGGCUUCAGCAACUCUCUCUAUACAUAUAUAUACAUCAACAAUCUGGAGGCGGUUCCUAACAUCGAGACCAUCAGGAUAUAUAUGAAGGUUAUUUAGUUAUUUAUAGAAGUUUUAUUUUGUAUGUGUUUGAUACAUGUUGACAGUUACGUUAAACACAACACUGCCAUGUGAUCUCGAGGGAAGGGUCUGUAUAUAUAGGGUUACAGAUGAUCUAUGUUUAGGACGUACUGUGAAAUAAAGUACUGUUAUGAAACUAAUAUCAUAAACUAGUCACAAUAUUGUUGUCUUAUGAUGUUUUUAGAAUGAUUUGAAUACAUGACUAGAUUAUGUAAGCUAGUCAUAUCAUUGAAUUCUAAUAACGAAUUCGGAAAACCUAGAAAGACCGAGUUAUGACAAGUAGGACACAUUGGCGUAUUAUUAAUUUCUGUACAGUUUGUAACGAGGCAUUAUACUUUCAUUGGUAACGUUUCUACUUGUCCACAUUAUAUAUCCACUUAAUGUUUAAUUUCCUUUAUUAUGUCACUUUCGUGUAGGUACUUCUUACUAUUGUUGAAAUGUACACCCCUGUGUCGUCAUGGUGACCUAUAAAAUAGGCUUCUACCUGUCCGAAUAUAGAUAACAUUAUAUAUAUAUCACAGUGGCAUCCAAUUAAUAACGAGCAGUUGAAUUGCCGAGGAUAUGUGAUACACUGAUAUGUAACAACACGUAAGAGUUAACAUAAAUGUUAGGAACAAAACACUGACAACUAACAACAAAGAAAAUGUUACAGGGAUCGUUACGUUUAAAUAUCAAAAUAUAAAACUUUCUUUGGUGUUAUUUAAUCCUUAUAGAAUGUUUUUAUAACAAACAAAAUGAACAAUAAAACAUUCCCAGAUUUACGUAGGCUGAACUGCAAUACAAUUCAUAUUAAAUUCUAGAGUAGUUACAUGUGUGUAGAUAUUAAUCAGUCUUAUUAUUUGUUUAACGAUAUAAUUAUGAAGUAACAAAAGGGAAUGACCUUUUAAAUAACAGUUUGAAAUACACGAACUGUACAUAAUUAAAUUUGUUUAAAUUCGGUCGAAAACAACUAAGUAGUGAAUAUUUAAGCUCCUGAAUGUUAAUGUCUGAGAGAAGAACGUUCUAAUUGUCAUGUGCGAUAUUUGAUAUAAUGGGAAAUUCAGAAAUAUGGUAGUCGGAAAAGAGGUACCUUCAGAACAAAUGUACUUAAAAGAUAUGUUUUUGCAUAAAUAUUAAAUGUUACAUGAAUUCGAAAAUAAUGUUCAUAUUUUUGCAAGUUAUUGAUAAUCUACAGUAAAUGAAAACACCAGUAUCCGGUAUACCAGAAUGUAACUCGAUGUGUGGAUGUUAUAUAAUUGUUUUUCAUACCUACAAGAGAUUACGACAUUGAGGUUUAUGAUAACUUGCUUUAAACAACAUGAUACUGCAUGUUUGUUCUAUGAUAGUUUACAUGUUAAAAGAUGAUACUACAUUUCGGUCUAUGCUAGUUUAUAUGUUAAAAGAUGAUACUACAUUUCGGUCUAUAAUUGUUAAUAUGUUAAAAGAUGAUAUUACAUUCCGGUCUAUGAUAGUUUAUUUGUUAAAAGAUGAUACUACAUUUCGUUAGUAAUGAUAGAUAAUUAUUUUAAAAUAGGUUAUUACAUUUUGGUCAUGAUAGUUAAUUUUAUUAAACGAGGUUACUCGUUUUGGCCAUGAUAGUUAAUUGUAUUAAAAGAGAUUAAUAAAUUUUGGUUAUGAUAGUUUAUCUUAUUGAAGGAGGUUGCUAUAUUUUGGCCAUGAUAGUAAAUUGUAUUAAACGGGGUUACCACAUUUUGGUCAUGAUAAUUUGUAUAUGAAAAUAGGAUGCUAUUCCUAUCAAUUAUUGACAUUUGUUGAGGUGAAUAUGCAGUUAUAUGAACCUGAGAACAAUGGAUAGGUUCUGGUCUAUGUAACAGAUACUUGCCAAAAUGAAAUUCCUUAAUUGUUAAAAUGAAUCAUAAAUUACGAAAAUUAAGCGAAUUGUCAAGAAAACAAUACUACUUUUGGCGGAGAGUAUCAUAACUUAAGAAUUGAAGUGACGUCAUAAAGAUAAUUUUGACCAUUUUCUAACAAUAUUAGCACCUAGUCCGAUCACCAACCUCCGUGUGAUUAGGAUUCAACAAAGGUAAAUGUAAAAACAAAUUGUAUCAUCUGAUAUUUCGGUUUUUGAAAGUUUGUUCAUUCCAGGUUUGAUUUAGUUUGAUUUACUAUUGUUUAACGUCCUAUCAACAGCUAUGGUCCAUUACAGGUUUGGUUUAGUUUGAUUUACUAUUGUUUAACGUCCUAUCAACAGCUAUGGUCCAUUACAGGAGAAGACUGCAGUGAUGUUGAUGAUACUUUGUUAUGAUAAACUUCUCUGUUAUAUUGAUAGUCGUUGUUGGUUACGUUUUAUAUGUACUUCAUAUUUUAAUACCUUUUUUGAAGAAAACGUACAUUAGAAACAACUGUGAAAAAUAUAUGUGUGAUACCACAGAGUGAUAUCCUUUCUAUGUGUGUGAUCAUUAAUCAUUGUAUGACAAUAUAGUUAAAUUCUUUCUAUUAUUUGGGUUGUUUUGCUACCGUUAUAAUGGCGUUAUAAAUCACCGUUCUACAUAGGUACUAUAGAUCUGUGUUUGUUAGAGUAUAAAACUUUGUAGUUUGAAGAUUAUAAAAUCAGUUGUAUUGGUUAUGCAAAUAUAAUUGGAUAAUUUGA